Brugia pahangi is the source of this 2175-nucleotide messenger RNA. The record is from the annotation of a GenBank genome assembly. NCBI's taxonomy places the organism in Eukaryota, Metazoa, Nematoda, Chromadorea, Rhabditida, Onchocercidae.
AUGCGAAGGUACUAUGAAUUGCUUCUAAAUUCCAAUCAAAAUUCAUGCGAUUUGCAAAAGUUCAAUUUUAAUUCAUCAAGUUUAAAUCUUACCGAUCCAGAAAAUAUUACUCAGUUGAGCGGAAACUCCAGUAAAAUUAAUAACUCGUUAGGAGAUUUAUUAAAUUCAACAAAUAAAAAUAACGAACGAUGCGAUAUAGCCAGUGAACGAUACAUAUUGGAAGCAGCAAGAGAGUUGAGAAAAUAUGAAUAUCUCCCGUACCGAUUGUUCCGGAUUCCUUUCAAUCAAUUAAUCGAGAGAACUCCUUGUUUAGAUUACGAAAUUUACAAGAAAAAUGUUCAGGGUAUUAGUUCCCAAUGCAGGAAAAUGAAUACACAUCUGGAAAAGAUUUAUGAUUAUUACUGUAGCAAUAGCUUCAUUAAUUCAUUAUUAAAUCAAGAAAGCUGCAUAGAAAAGCUUCAAUCAAUUUGUAAUCAAAGUGAAUGUUCAAAUGUUGAUCUUUUCUCAGCUGCAUAUAAUUCUCUUUUGAAAACGGAAAGAAUUUUAAAUAAGAAAACAUUUGAUUUCUCAUCUGAAUGGUGUGACUUUGCCAAACGAUACUUUGGCUGUGGAAUCACUGAAUCUUUUUACGAAGUGUGUCCAAAAACUGCAGAGGCUUUGCAAAACUACUUUGAGAUACUGAUUAAUGCGAAUAAUAGCAACUGUUAUUUGCGGCAAUCAACGGCUAACCUUAAUGAAAUUGUUAUUCGGUUAAUUCGGCAACCAAUAGCUGAUCUGAAUGAAACCGUUCCUGAUUGGUCAGAUCGACAACCAACAACUAAUUUUAAUGAAACCGUUCCUGAUUGGUCAGAUCGACAACCAACAGCUAAUUUUAAUGAAACCGUUCCUGAUUGGUCAGAUCGACAACCAACAGCUAAUUUUAAUGAAACCGUUCCUGAUUGGUCAGAUCGACAACCAACAGCUAAUUUUAAUUUCCUGAUUGGUCAGAUCGACAACCAACAGCUUUUUAAUGAAACCGUUCCUGAUUGGUCAGAUCGACAACCAACAGCUAAUUUUAAUGAAACCGUUCCUGAUUGGUCAGAUCGACAACCAACAGCUAAUUUUAAUGAAACCGUUCCUGAUUGGUCAGAUCGACAACCAACAGCUAAUUUUAAUGAAACCGUUCCUGAUUGGUCAGAUCGACAACCAACAGCUAAUUUUAAUGAAACCGUUCCUGAUUGGUCAGAUCGACAACCAACAGCUAAUUUUAAUGAAACCGUUCCUGAUUGGUCAGAUCGACAACCAACAGCUAAUUUUAAUGAAACCGUUCCUGAUUGGUCAGAUCGACAACCAACAGCUAAUUUUAAUGAAACCGUUCCUGAUUGGUCAGAUCGACAACCAACAGCUAAUUUUAAUGAAAUUCCUGAUUGGUCAGAUCGACAACCAACAGCUAAUUUUAAUGAAACCGUUCCUGAUUGGUCAGAUCGACAACCAACAGCUAAUUUUAAUGAAACCGUUCCUGAUUGGUCAGAUCGACAACCAACAGCUAAUUUUAAUGAAACCGUUCCUGAUUGGUCAGAUCGACAACCAACAGCUAAUUUUAAUGAAACCGUUCCUGAUUGGUCAGAUCGACAACCAACAGCUAAUUUUAAUGAAACCGUUCCUGAUUGGUCAGAUCGACAACCAACAGCUAAUUUUAAUGAAACCGUUCCUGAUUGGUCAGAUCGACAACCAACAGCUAAUUUUAAUGAAACGUUCCUGAUUGGUCAGAUCGACAACCAACAGCUAAUUUUAAUGAAACCGUUCCUGAUUGGUCAGAUCGACAACCAACAGCUAAUUUUAAUGAAACCGUUCCUGAUUGGUCAGAUCGACAACCAACAGCUAAUUUUAAUGAAACCGUUCCUGAUUGGUCAGAUCGACAACCAACAGCUAAUUUUAAUUCCUGAUUGGUCAGAUCGACAACCAACAGCUAAUUUUAAUGAAACCGUUCCUGAUUGGUCAGAUCGACAACCAACAGCUAAUUUUAAUGAAACCGUUCCUGAUUUUCAUUCAGAUCGACAACCAACAGCUAAUUUUAAUGAAACCGUUCCUGAUUGGUCAUCGACUAAUCGAUUGGUCAGAUCGACAACGCUAAUUUUAAUGAAACCGUUCCUGAUUGGUCAGAUCGACAACCAACAAUUUAAUGAAACUUCCUGA